Molecule: messenger RNA, 807 nt
Organism: Rotaria sp. Silwood2
Lineage: Eukaryota; Metazoa; Rotifera; Eurotatoria; Philodinida; Philodinidae
Source: the annotation of a GenBank genome assembly
AUGUUCCGAUUCAGUAUCAAUAUUAUUCUAUUUGGCAUAAUUAUUUUGAUUUCACUUGCUGUUAGUGAAUUAAAUGAUCCACGAUAUACAUCACGUCAAGACUUUUCUGAAAGUGUAAAGAGUUCUGUGAGUGAAUUAUGUUUACAAGCUAAACUACAAUACGGUACUACAUUUCCACCAGCAGCAUUACAUUUUGAACAAAAUAUUGGUUGUGAUGAGGCUAUUGUCGUCUCUGCAUUUAAUUCUGAAGACCCUGGUACUGCUCAAUUAACAGAAGGCAUUAAAGCAUUACCUUUAGAUAUAUUAGCGGCAGCUUUUGGUGUUUCAACAGAAAAUCAAGUUGAUAACCUACGAAAAAACUUUCCAAACACACCAGCCAGAGCAUUACGUAAAAAUGGUAUACAAUCAGAUAUCGAACAAACACUAAGUUACAGUAGAAGUUGGGAUUAUUCUAUCAAAGAAUAUUCACGUUUAAUGGUACAUAUUGUUACGUGUCCAUUUUAUGAUGUAAAGGACAAUGACCCAAAACACAAAUCAAACAUUAGUACUGCAUGGAAACAAGAUCAUCAUAUUAAAACACUUCCGUGGCCAUCUCUUAGCCCGGAUGUCAAUCCUAUAGAAAAUCUUUGGUCAUUAUUCAAAAUUAAAGUUGCAAAUCGAAAACCGAAAACAAUCAAAGAUUUAAAAAGAGCAAUUUACAAGGAGUGGAAUGAUCUUCCGAAAGAAUUAGCAUCUAAACUUGUAUGGAGUAUGAAAAAUCGUGUUGAAGAACUUAUUCAAUCUCGAGGCGAAUACAUACUCUAUUAA